Chenopodium quinoa (quinoa) is the source of this 3715-nucleotide messenger RNA. RefSeq names its product putative leucine-rich repeat receptor-like serine/threonine-protein kinase At2g19230. Bases 709 to 3258 code for a protein of 849 amino acids. Gene Ontology annotation, molecular function: ATP binding; protein binding; protein kinase activity. Gene Ontology annotation, biological process: protein phosphorylation. Lineage: Eukaryota; Viridiplantae; Streptophyta; Magnoliopsida; Caryophyllales; Amaranthaceae. The transcript has 13 exons. The record is from RefSeq and is a predicted model, not a curated record.
CAUAGUCAAGUCAAUAGAAAAGUAGUGGCCUGGAGUCGACUCAUACUAGUCCAUGCUGAAAGAGAUUAAAUCACAGCAUUAUGCAAAGUAUGUAUUAAGAGUAUGCAGCUGAAUGCCUGAAUGUACACAUAACAAAUUCAUUAGUCCAAAAAAAAACAUAUGUAUUUUUGUAAGAAAAAGUCGUGGGUUUGGGUUAUGUCAUUCAACACCAUCAACAUGCUUAUACCAUACUUGUUGAUUUAUAAUCAUGGAUUAAUUUUCUCCUUGGCUGCUGAUGAUGCUGCAAAUUUGACUUCGUUAGCCGAUAAAAGAGUUGCUGCAGGUGCAGGUUCAGGUUCAGGUCAUAAAGUAUUGGAUCAAAUCGGUUUUUGGUUAAGAUCAGGUCAGGUUCAGGUCGAGUUACAGUUCCCUAGUUUCACCCCAUUGUUCGAGUACAUGUUGGGUUCAGAUCAUUGUCGGUUCAGGUCGAGUUUUCAGGCCGGGUCAGUUUUUGAUAGCUCUACUUUUAACCAUUUCAUACAUCAUACACCCGGUUGUACCUAGCAGGCUAGUAAGGCACAAACGAUUGUAAAAGAUCUUUUUUGAUUCAAAUUACUCCUCUGAACUUAUAUAAGAGUAUAGUUCGCCUUCAUUGCUAAUGUGUGGUUGUUUUGUUUUGGUGGUUGACUUGCGAAAAAAUUAAAAGGAUUCAUCAGCAUUGACUGUGGAAUGACUAGAGAUUCACAAUAUAACAAUGCGAGAGGGUUAUAUUACAAGUCGGAUUCAGAAUUCAUAAACACCGGAAAAAACAUGGAAGUAAAGAGCAACUACACAGUUGGUGGGUUAUGGACAAGUUACAACACACUCAGAAGUUUCCCAAAUGGAAUUAGAAAUUGUUACACUUUGAAACCUUUACAAGGCAAAAAUAGAAACUACUUAAUCAGAGCUUCUUUUUACUAUGGAAAUUAUGAUGGACUAAACACCAUACCAACAUUUGACCUUUAUGUCGGAGUUCAUUUUUGGGCAACAGUUAAGCCAGAUUCCGUUGGAGAACAACUGUUUUUGGAACUUAUUUACACUUCUGAAGAUGACUUGAUAUAUGUAUGUUUGGUGAAAACCGGAUCAACCACACCUUUUAUUACUGCAUUGGAGUUGAAGCCUUUGAUCGACUCUACGGGUAAUUACAAUUCCAGUGAUGGUGCACUAUUGACUCGUGUGCGCAUGGAUGCUGGCUUCUACUCAAACCCCUAUACAAGUGUAGCUGAUGAUCCAUAUGAUCGACUAUGGUGCGGAGUUCCAGCUAAUAAUAUUCACACUUGGGGCUCUUUAAAAACUGAUCAAUCAAUGAAUUCUACGUUCAUCGAUCACUACGAGUUACCACCAUCAGUUUUAAAGACAGUUGCCGUUCCUAUGCCUAGCAAUAUCUCCUUAAAUUACUACAGUCGGUGUAUGGGAUCCUUAAAUACUGGAUUAGUAUGGGUUUUCUGGCACUUUGCAGAAAUUCAGAAGUUGGGAAGUAAUGAAACAAGAGAAUUUACUAUUUCAAUACCUGGAAAAUAUCAGUCAGAAAUAAUUAGCCCCAGAUAUUUGCAACCGUUAACCAUCGUUUCCGAUGUAAUAACACUGACUAAUGGAUCUUCCAUCGAGUUUCUCAUUACGAAGACAAAUACGUCGAAACUCCCUCCUAUUCUCAACGCUUUUGAGAUAUAUGAAAUAGUAGACCUCAAAGCAUUAGCAACAAACCAGAAUGAUGUUGAUGCUGUUAUGAACAUCAAGAUGAACUACACAGUGCCGGCGAGUUGGCAAGGGGAUCCUUGUCUACCUAUUGUUCCUUGGGAUGGUUUAGAAUGCAGCAGCAAUGGUCAUAAGUCCCCUCGAAUAACUUCUUUGAAUUUGACUUUCAAUGGAUUGGCUGGAGAUGUACCCCUUUCAUUGUCUGCUCUUACAGCUUUAACCUACUUGGAUCUUUCAUAUAAUAAUCUUAUAGGGGUAAUACCUGAUUUUCUAGCUAAGAUGCCAUCUCUACAUACUAUAGAUUUAAGAAGUAAUAUGCUCACUGGUCCAGUUCCGAUAGCACUCAGCAAAAAGGUGGAAGAUGGCUCUAUAAUUUUGAGAUUGGAGGGCAAUCCAGAUGUGUGUAUGUCAAACCCAUGUAAGAAAAAGAAUUCAAAGAAGAUGGUGGCUAUAUUGUCUUCAAUAACAUCUAUAAUAUUCAUCAUUAUUUCGAUAGCAAUAUUGAUUUGUAUACUUAAAAGGAAGAAAACAGCAAGAUACAUUAAAAAUGCAUCAUUGAAGCUGGAGAGUCGGAGUUUCACAUACGUGGAAGUGAUGAAUAUGACCAAUAAUUUCCAAACAAUUAUUGGAAGAGGAGGAUCUGGAGCAGUUUAUCAAGGCUCCUUACAAGAUGGUACUCCUGUGGCUAUUAAAAUGAUAAACCCAUCCACUCUAAGCUUAAAGUUGUUUCGUACUGAGGCUGAACUGUUAACAAGAGUUCAUCAUAGAAGCCUUGUUUCUCUCAUAGGUUAUUGUGAGGAAGGCACAGCCAUGGCACUCAUCUAUGAACAUGUAACUAAUGGUAACCUAAAACAACAUUUAUCAGAUAAACAUACUAGGGUUUUAUGUUGGAAAGAGAGACUACAAAUUGCCAUAGACGCUGCACAAGGUUUGGAGUAUAUGCAUAGUGGGUGUGAACCUCCUAUAGUACAUAGAGACAUGAAAACUUCCAAUAUUCUACUAGACGAGAACAUGCACGCCAAGAUUUCAGAUUUCGGCAUCUCCAAAACAUUCUCUAUUGAAGGUACUGAGAGUGGUUUGAGUACUAACGUGAUGGGAACACGUGGCUAUGUUGAUCCAGAAUACUAUAACUAUCAAAGACUUAAUAAGAAGAGCGAUGUGUUUAGUUUCGGGGUUGUUUUGUUGGAGCUCAUCACAGGGCAAUCACCAAUUGUGAGAAGCAAUAAUGCUGAACCAAUACACAUAAGUGCAUGGACUACUCCUAAGCUUGAGAGUGGGGAUAUAGAACUCAUUGUCGAUAAGAGAUUGGAAGGACAUUUCACCACCAACUCUGCAUGGAAAGCCUUGGAGAUUGCUAUGAUGUGUGUAUCAUCUACUUCAAUCCAAAGGCCAAGCAUGAACCAAGUGUUGAGUGAUCUGAAUGAUUGUUUAGCCAUCGAAAUGUCCCGAGGAAAUAGAGAGAUGGACAACCAUGGAUAUGGUUAUCCUACUACUGACAUUGCCAUUGUCGAUACAUCUAUUGAAAUGGGUCCAACAGCAAGGUAGCCACCUGAAAUGAUGCUGGAAAAUCACUUUGAUAUUUAUAACAGAAGAACUCUUUUAUUGUAACGUAUUAUCAGUAUCCAUGUACUACUGUAUGUUUAUGUAAUUUGAUUUGGGAAAUUUUGCAAACAACUAAUUUUAAGUAUCAAACAAAUAAAAAUCAGAGUUCGAAAAUUUUAGGGUUUUUGAAAAUUGGGGGAAAUCAACAAUUAGGUAAGUAUUCUACUGAUUUGGGGCUUUUUUUGUAAAAAAAAAAAGAGGUUGGGCUUCAUAGGAAACCGUCAGAAAUUGCCUAGAUACGUUUCUGGUACGGGAGAUAAUCGAAUCCGUGCAUCCUUGGCCGGAGGUGGAGGUGGAGGUGUGGUGGGCAAAGGGCUGGCCGGAAAUGGAGCUCCAUUCAUGGAGCCAUGGAGUUUUGAAGGGGAGGAAGAAGAUGAAGAGGAAAUGGAAAAAAAAAAAG